Messenger RNA from Porites lobata, 2554 nucleotides. NCBI's taxonomy places the organism in Eukaryota, Metazoa, Cnidaria, Anthozoa, Scleractinia, Poritidae. The record is from the annotation of a GenBank genome assembly.
AUGGUCAAACUUGUAAUAUUUGACCUCGGGGGUGUCAUUGUUACAAGUCCUCUCUUUGCUUUUCAGAAGUAUUCGUGGGAGAAAGGAAUUCCAAGGUGAGCAAUGUAAAACCUUGAAUAAGCUUAUUUUUUUAGCCUUUUUAAAAUAUUUUUAGCUUCUCAAUGCAAGCCCGGCGCGCCCAUCAAUGUAAGGAAAUGUUCGCAGCACAGACUGGCUUUUUCACUAUGAGUGAUAAGCGCUGUAUGUAGUCCAGGGCCUUCGAUGGUCUCAACAUUUUCUAUGCAUUCCUUACCCCAACUCUGUACUCCCGGGGCUACUCGAUAUAUCCCUGGGUGGGGAUGUGCGGCGCGGCCCCUCAUACCCUGACCCUGUUUAAGACAAAUAUCACUGAUUUUCCUACCCUGUUGAAGACAGAAUUCCGAUUUUUGAUGCCCUGUUUAAGUCAACGGAAGUCAAUAUUAAUUAACAUUAGAGCUUGUAAAAAUUUUGCUUUUUAUCGUCCAAGAAAAGAUAUCCUGUUUAAGACAAAAAUUGAUAAAUCGAUACCCUGAUUAAGACAAAAAAUGAUAAAUUUGAUACCCUGUUUAAGACAAAAAUCCCGAAAAACAUACCCUGGCUGGCCACACGUCCCCAUUAAGCCCUUAUAAGGGAGUACCCAACCCCACACGCCACCAGCCCACUCCUUACCCACCCUUCCCAGGUUGAUCAGCAUCUCGUCCAUAAAGAAUUGAAUUGAUUGCUAGCAUGCUAUUCAUGUGCCAUCAGGACUAGCUCGGCUGCAUGCUAAGACCACUGCGUAUGAGAUUAGCUCUGCAUCAAGUCUUGAUACAGAGCUAAUCUCAUACGCAGUGACAGAGGGAGAUCCGGUACAAGAUUACUGCAGAGCAGGUUGUUGCGGGUUCAAUCCCCAGGACCAGACCAACGCUAAGGGUCUUCAAAUAACUGAGAAAAGAAGGUACUGCCUCUGCCUUGCAAACAGCUAGAUCUUUAUGUGGCUUGGAUGACUACAUAAAAUGUUGGUUCGAAAUAUUUGAAACUCCAAUAAAUUGCAUUUUUUUGUUUGUUUUUUUUUUUCAGUGAAUUUGUUAUUAAAAGUUUUAUAAACAAUGCCAAAAGGCUUGACACUGGUCAGCUGUCUCUUUCUCAGGUGAGUUGAUGUAAAUAAUGUGAUUUAGCAAAGACAACACAAGGUCAGAUAAGGAAGUCAUGAUCGAGGGGGUACUCCCGAUUUCAAGUGAUAGGCAGGGAUGAUCAAAUGGGGGCAAAAAUCAAAACACCCAAAAAUCCCUGUGGCUUCCAGCAAAACCCAGGAAAAUCCCUGGACAAAAAAUUAACCUUUGAAAAAACCCAUGCCGAAUCUCUUAAGACUUAAAAAUUUCCAGAAUGCAUUAAAUGAUAUAACAUGAAAAAUAAAAUAUAUAUAUUCUUGUAAAAAUUGAUUGUUUGUGUUUUUUCCUUAAUACUUGACUAAUGUCAAGGGAUGCCUCCUGGAAAAUCAAAGUACAUGUUUAUUUGUAUAUGAACUGCAUCUCAGUUUGAGAGGUAUGUCAAUGGCAUUUGAUGAUCUUUUAAUAAUUUUGCAUCUCUUUUCUUAAAAGUUUUGCUCUGAAAUGGAUGCAAUUUACAAAGAGCAUGCAUCCAAACAAGGACUAGAUCUCUGCAAGGAGUUUAAAUUUCAAGAAAUCAUGGAUGAAUACCUCUCCACAGCAAAAGUCAUACCAGAGAUGCUGAAUGCUUCAAAUGCCCUGAGAAAGCAUGGUAAACCACCACGUUUACUAGAGAUAUUAGCUUAUUGAAGGCGUAGUUUUAAGUACAAAUUAACUGCCGCUUAUAAGCCCUAAGCCCCCCUCCCUUCUUUAUAAGCGCCUGAUUAAAAACCAGUAAAAGCAAAACAUAUUUUGCUCAGCACUGCCAUAGCUUGUUUGAACCGCUUUUUUUCAUCCGAUUUUAAGCCCUGUUGGAUGUAAGCCCCUAUGUUUAUAAGCCUCCGAAAACCCCUUACGAGAGGCUUAUAAGUGGCAGUUUACAGUAUUACCAGUGGACAUUGGUAUAAAUUACCAAUGGAGUUAGAAUCUGGUGGUCUGUUAUUUUUUAAAUAUAUCUAUGUGGAAUGAUAAUAUGUAUUUUCCAGGUAUCAAGACCUGCAUAUUGACAAACAACUGGGCCAAUGAUACUGGAAAAAAGUUUAAAUCACUUCCGUUUCCUCACUUACUUCACUAUUUUGAUGAAGAGUUUGAGUCUUGCAAACUUGGUCUCUGUAAACCAGAUCCUAACAUUUACAAGCUUGUCUGCUCAAAGAUGAAUGUCAAGCCUUCAGAGGUAAGUAUAUACAUGUAUAUUUAUUUUAAAAUACAUUUACAGAACAACCUAUCUAAUUUGAAUGCUGUCUUUACCACACAAUCUUCUCUAAAUCUCUUGCAGCCUAUUUCUCUUAGGUUUAUAUCCUACAUGUAUUUUUUCUGUUAAUUAAUAUCACCAAACUCAGGUUUGGGUAAGGAUGGUUUACCAAAGCAUUGGAGUUGGAUUUGAUAUAUUCAUCUACUUCUCCUCAUGA